Copidosoma floridanum is the source of this 634-nucleotide messenger RNA. RefSeq lists its product as uncharacterized. The record is from RefSeq and is a predicted model, not a curated record. NCBI's taxonomy places the organism in Eukaryota, Metazoa, Arthropoda, Insecta, Hymenoptera, Encyrtidae.
GCCACGGACGACUCGGCUCCGGCAUCGCAGUUUUCGUUGACCAACGCAACAACAAUACCAAGCAAAAUGCCGAACAAGUGCCUCGUGUCCGUGGUCGCCGUCCUCGUGGGAUUCUUCACACUGAUGUCCGGCUGUUCGGCCGGUGUCCUGCCACCGGCCACCCUGACCGUGGCAACCGUCGGCUCGAGCUUCAACUCCCACGCCAUCAACCACGCCAUCGCCGCCCCUUACCUCGCCACUGCCCCCCUGGCUGCCUACUCCGUCGCAUCGCCGGCCGCCUACGCCUACCCCUACGCCGCCUACUACAACCCCUACAAUCCGGCCGCUCCGUACGUUGCCUACCGGCGCUGAUCGCCCCCUCCCCCCCCUUCGCCUCGUGUAAAUAUGUGUCUGUGUUUUUUUAACUGAUAAUGGUUGUACACCUUUUUGUUGCCUUAUUCAAACCGCGCGUGUGUGUGUGUAUAAAGAAAACGGAGCUAUCUGUCCGGCUGUAUACAGCGUGUACACGUCUCACACUCUACACUACCUACUGAUUCUACUUUCUCUGUGAUCUUCUGUUUUAUCCUUUUAUCGUGGUUUACCUCGAUUGUUAUUGCUGCCUCAAGAUUAUAUUAAUAAAUUGUUGCUUGUUUUU